CAGCUGCUGGGAGUCAGGGACAGUGAAACAAGGGGGUUAGGGAUGGGACUUAUGAAAUGCUUCGCUAGAAUCCGACAGACUGUGAUUUGUCCGUUGCACUCCCCCACCGAAUGCAUUCCAGGGAUUGCUCAAUCCUUCACUGUUCUUCUUACGCUAAAAUUUCUAACUUAGAAGCGGCGCCAAACAGAACAGAACAACUCUUGGAAAGACGAGUGACAUCCGCAAUAUCAUCAAAGGCGUCAGGGGUAAAAGCUGAAUGUUCGACGGACCGACUGGAGAAAGAAAACAGCAAAGAGAUUGAGGCAACAACCAGGCAAGAGAUUGUAAAGCCCAAAGGUAAAGAGCAAUCCACAACAGAAGAAACUAAACAGGAAAUGUGCAUUGCUAAAAGAGAAUCACAUUACAUGAAAGCAAUUGAGGCGUCAAAACGUUCUGUACUCCUUCUUUUUCAAACGCAAUUCGCAUACACACUACCGAACAUUACUCAACUCCGCACUCACUUUGCUCAUACGUUCAGUCGCCGCAGUCAACGGAUCUGACUUCUCCACAUUCAUCUCCUCACUCGACGCCACAGCCUCACACCACAGCCUCCCCGAAGCGCACACAACUCCGCGCUCAACGCGGCUUCCGAUACACACACUGGUGCACAAUCCACACGUAGCUCCUCCCGUAAAUCACACACCAGCGACUCAAUCUCAAGUAAACCCGACAUAGCAGAUCCACAUUUCUCCAGCACAUCAUGGCUUCCCACCAUCGGCGAAGGCAAUGGCAACAGAUUAUCAGCAGCAGCCAAUUCGUCCACAAACCAGAGGGACUCCCUCAUGCAAAACAUUCACAGCGAAGCCAACGCGAGUACUAGCAUCAUCUGCAACGCCCAAUGCAGACGCUUUCAUCCCAAUACCCAUUGCCGAUUCAUCCUUCGCAGCACAACACAAGCCAGCCACCAACCCACUCUCAGUCAUUUACGCGCCCACUCACACGCCUCUCUCAGGUGAAGGUACUCCAAUCGAAGACUAGUCAACUCAUCCUGCAACCGACAUAUCGCAUCCGCCUCCUCCAACAAUGUCGACUUCGGUUCACACACAUCCGCCAUGUCAAGCCCCACACUCGCGUCACGUGCUGCAACACCAACAACCGUUCCAUGGUUAAUACUACCAUCCACCACUCGCUCCUUAUCCGCUUGAUUGCUCACAUGUUUCACGUACCUUGAGGACGGGGCCAAAUCAUGCACACCAACCAAUGACACAUCCGGUCUCGCAUCCAAAUCCGAACAAACACCACCAGGUAAUCUCAUCAAUGUCGAUGAUGAACAUGGGACCGACUCGCACACCACGCUCCUAGAAAGAUACACCUCAGCCGACACUUAUGCACGUUCUGUCGACGCUAUGUCCACUCGCCUACUGGACCGAAUCAAUCCAACUACACCCCAUGCACCAUCACGAACACUAACCUCAAUGCAAGACCGUAACUUCUCACACUCCGCUCAAGCAGCCGCAAUCUCCACACGCAAACCCUCAUUUCGCAAUGGGAGUGCUGUUUCAAAAUGAUCAUGGACCAAACAUCUAGAAUGAUGUGCUUCUCGUGUAGACUUUUCGGUUUUGAAUACGAUAAAAGCGCU
Dicrocoelium dendriticum is the source of this 1618-nucleotide messenger RNA. The record is from the annotation of a GenBank genome assembly. NCBI's taxonomy places the organism in Eukaryota, Metazoa, Platyhelminthes, Trematoda, Plagiorchiida, Dicrocoeliidae.